UUCCAGAUAACUUUCUGUGCUGUGGCAUCCCUGGCGGUAGCUCUUCCUCAGAGAAGAGCACCGUCGAAGCCGGAGCAGGCACAGUCGUUCGACGAUCAGCAAGCUGCCGAACAGAACUACAACAACUACCCCCAAGACUACAGGCAGCAGCAACAACAGCAGCCGCAGGAGUUCAGACAGGCCAAGCAGAUCGACGACUUCAGACCUAAAGUGCAGCUGGAAACUACCACCUAUAUUCCCAUCAUUCGUUUUGAUAAGGAACAAGGCACCGACGGAAGCUACAAGACUUCGUACGAAACCGGCAACCACAUCCAAGCUGAAGAGUCCGGUUUCCUGAAGUCCCUCGGCGACGACCAGAACGCGCUGGUCCAGCACGGCUCCUACAGCUACACCGCCCCCAACGGAGAGGUCAUCACGGUCGAGUACACCGCUGACGAGUUCGGCUUCAGGGUCAAGGGAGACCACAUCCCCACCCCACCCCCAGUGUCCCCUGAGAUCCAGAAGGGAUUGGACCUCAUCUACGCCGGAAUUAAGGCUAAUGCGGAGCGUGACGCGAUAGAGGCCAAAAACAAUCCUGAGGCCGCCAGACAACAGCAAGAUAGGGCAGCCCUUGACUACAAGGGACAAUACUACCAGCAGUAAACUCUAGUGUAAGGACGUAAGGACUAACCGUACUCCGUACCUGUGAAGUGAGGGGCUAUGACGUCAGACACUACGAAACUUAAAACCAUAGAUACUCAUUAUUUUUAAUAAAUAAAAUAGUUACCGAUCUUUACGGUAGUUUAAAAUGAUGUGGAAUAUAUCCGACAAUGGCCCUAUUUUUGACUGAUUGAUAAGCCACUGCCAUUCCAAUCUGUCCAAAUCCGACCAUGCCAU
This is a messenger RNA of Cydia strobilella, 876 nucleotides long. It is a transcript of the gene CPR34, whose product is annotated as endocuticle structural glycoprotein SgAbd-8-like. Gene Ontology annotation, molecular function: structural constituent of chitin-based larval cuticle. The record is from RefSeq and is a predicted model, not a curated record. Gene Ontology annotation, cellular component: chitin-based extracellular matrix. Lineage: Eukaryota; Metazoa; Arthropoda; Insecta; Lepidoptera; Tortricidae. The transcript has 3 exons. The annotation marks the transcript as partial.